CAUGAGACUCCAUUCAUGGAUAAAAAUCCGAGGGAACUGGAGGGGGGGUGAAAGUUGAGCGAAGAAGACAUGUGGACGAUCGAAUAGGCCGUACACCAAGAGUCUCAACGAUCAUUUUUUUUGUUCGCAAAUUUUUUUUGUUUGUUUGUUGGUUCGUUGGUUUGGUCGUAUAGCAGCUACUUAUUGUAUAAAAGUCAAAGGCGUUCGAGCCCAUCAGGAAACGGCGGUGGCGCUUCAGAGAAGAGGUGCCUCGUCUUUCUCUCUCUUACACACUCUCUCUCUCUCACCCACUCUCUCUCUCUCUCUCUCUUUCCAUCUCUCUCUUCCUCUCCAUCUCUCCUUCUCACACACACGCACACGCACGCUCAGCAGCCGCACCCGAAGCGCGUCCCGCAGCCUCGCUCUCUGUCCAACCUGCCGUAGCAUGGCCAAAUCUAGUAGAGCUACAUUGGCUCUGCUCGUCUACGGGAUCUUAAUGCGCUACAGCGCCCAAUGCACACCCAUCGGAAUGGGCUUCCCCAACAUGAGGCUAGAAAACGACGUGUUUGGGGAUGAGGGAAACUCGUUAAGUGAGCUCUCCUACGAGCCGGACACUAUGAGCGCGCGCAGUGCUCCAGCCCUCCCGGAGGACGCGUACACACUGUAUUACCCGACCGAGAGAAGAGCCGAAACGCAUGCAGACGGAUUGUUAGAUAGAGCCUUGAGGGACAUCCUGGUUCAGUUAUCAGCCCGAAAAUAUCUGCAUUCUCUGACGGCAGUUCGCGUAGGUGAGGAGGAGGAGGAGGAUGAAGAAGACUCGGAGCCCUUGUCCAAGCGCCACUCGGACGGCAUUUUCACGGACAGCUACAGCCGCUCGAAACAAAUGGCCGUAAAAAAAUACCUUGCAGCAGUGCUGGGAAGAAGGUACAGACAGAGGUUUAGAAACAAAGGACGCCGUUUUGCUUAUUUGUAGCGGGGGAAAGAGGUAGAGGAAAAGAGAGCGAGAGAGAGAGAAAGAGAGAGAGAAAGAAUAGAGCAACUGCCCUCCCUUGUGUCCAUUCAAUCAUACAGUCAAAAGUCAUUCUAACUUAAAACUGAGCAGUCGGUGGAUCUCGCCUGUGUUCUUUCAAACAUGUAUUUUAUGUACGAAGUCAAGCCAUUAAAAAUAUUUUAGUAAGAACAUGGUUUAUUUUUUGUUCUUUUCUUUCUUUUCUUUUUUGUACAAAAGCACUUGAGACCGCACAGUUCUACUUUGUGGACCAAUCGUUCAGUUUGAAUGUAUAUAGCUUUAUAUGUUGAAAACGAAACAAAAAAAAGCACUAGGAAAAAAAAUUAUAUAUAUAUAUAUAUAUAUAUAUAUAUAUAUAUAUAUAUAUAUAUAUAUAUAUAUAUAUAUAUAUAGCAUAUAUCUCUAUGACUAAUGUGCACCUUGAACGUUAUGCGCUUGAUAUCUUUUUCGAAUUCAUCAUAUGCAGAAAAAUAAAUAGAUUUAAAAAAAGACAAUCAAAGUUCUGAAUGUUAUACUUUAUUUUUGUAAUGGAGAAAAACAAACAAACAAAAAAACAUGAACGAAAGAAUAGAGUUUUUAUUUUGUGCUAAGUUGGCCCUGGGAUGUAUGUGACCAUAAGGCUGACUCUGUAAAUUUAAAAAAAAAAGAGAAAAAAAAAAGAAGAAGAAGAAAAAAAAGCACAGGCUGAUCGUAUGAAGGGGUCAGGGAGCGAUACACACUGGCCAGCAUGAGUCCCUCAUUACACAAGUACGUGUGUUUGUGUUGAAGUCACGUGUCUGACUAAAUGCAACAGGUUCUUUUUUAACAGAGUUUGUCUCUGAAAAUGAACGCCACUGGAAUUUAGAUAAUUAGUGCUGUCCAAUUAUUAUUAUUAUUAUUAUUAUUAUUAUUAUUAUUAUUAUUAUUAUUAUUAUUAUUUUGUAGUGGCUUGCUUUCUAAGUCUCAAACUAACCAUCCAUCUUCCCUGCACCUACAUACAUGAUGCAUGUGCAUCAUUUGUAAUACAGACCAUGUUGCAUUCCAUAUGCUUGAGAAUGGCUGUUAAUUUUUUUAGAAUUAUUAUUCAUUUUAUUUGAGAUCUUUCUGUUGUAUCAGUUAGACAUGCUUUUCUAAGAAUGCUGCACAUAAGUUCUUAAGGGUGAAUGGAAAAGAAUUGUGUCAUUGCCCCCCUUUUCAGAAACGAAAAAAAUCCAAGUGCAUGCUGUGGUGGCCUUUAAAAAGUGUUAUAGCAUGUCAGUUUUUUUUAUUAUUUAAAAAAAUAAUCAAUUUUAGGCAUGUUUGCAGUGACCCUAGUCAUUGUUUUUUUUGUGUGUCAUUUUUAUCUUUGUAUUAAUCCGAUUUGUUUUUAAUGUUGUAUGCCAAUGUAGACAUUGUGUAUAUGUUGGGGAUGUAAAGAUGUGUAAUCGAUGAUCUAUUUUUAUUUUGGGGAAAAAACAGGAUUAAAAACAACCAAUUAACUAACCAACAACAAUAUUUAAUGUUGGAAUGUCCUUUAUAAGAUCUAGUGUAUAGAUAUAGUAGUUCACUCACCUGCAAAGAUUAUAGACUCCAGAUCAGUAUUUCCUGCAUUCCAGGAUGAUACUUCUUGCUAUUAUUUUUGAUAAUUCAUUAACCUCUUCGUUAUCAAACACGCAAAAGUCAUUUGUGUUAUGCAUCUCUUUGAAGAAAGUGGGAAGAAGUAAGAGGAGUGAUGCAUGGACAGAGGAUCAGGAAACCAAGGCAUUUAAGAAUGGGGCCAGAGGUUAUAAAGUUAUAGCAUCUCGUAUUCUUAUUUGAAUCCUUGUAGAUUGGAGUCAAAGAUAAAUAUUGUGCAGCACUUAAAUACAAACAUAUCCUUUAUCCCUAAGAAUUAUUUAAACUGUCCUCUUUUUCUGUCUCUAAACUGCCCUUGAUGGUUUGUAUAUUCGAGACCAUUCAGUCCUUAUUUCCCCACCAAUUUUAGCCUAUUGUUUCCAGACAUGAAAUCAACCCCCCCUUGUAAUUGGGCAUCAGUUCCUAGGAAUCUCUGAGUGUAGAUGUUUUUUAUGGGAGCACAAUGUGUGAAUGUGUGUGAAUGUGUUGAAAGAGUGUGAGCAUGUACAAUAUGAACCUGACAGUGGUAUGUGACAGACAGCAUGGCUUCUGGCUUUGGUGCCUUGCUACAACAUAUGACAAAAAAAAUCGCCACAUGAUAUGGAUGGCAAUUUUAGUGGCCCUAUAAUGCUGCAGACUAUUAGCUUACAUUUCACUUUACCAUCUUUACUUUUUUUUUUUUGUUUCUUUCCAAAUUUGGCUGGGCCGACAUCUAAUUAAAAAAAAAAAAAAAAAAAUAGCAUGGCCAGCAUUACAUUGUGAUCCGAUUUUUAAAUAUUGAACUGAUGUAAAUGGCAAAAGUAUUAACUGUCUCUAGGCUGUUCUAAGUUCAAUGAAUGUGUUGUGGCAAAGUAAAAGUGUUCCUGUUUCAUUGUUCUCAGUAAACUGACUCAUCGUAUCCCAAGCUUAUGUAUAGGGUCAUGAAGCCUAGCUUGAUUUUUUGUGUUGUUACUUGUCGCAUCGCUUUGAGGGUUAUUUGUCAGCUAGCAAAGAGCCUGAUGGAGUGCAGCCCACAGCCCAGCCUCUUGUGUACAUUUCUAAGAGCGCCAAAAGCCUUAAUGUGAAAGUUUGAUCUAUAUCUUGAAAAUAUUAUGUGUGAGAAGUGAAUAUUAGCAAAUGUGAAGUCGAGAUAUUAACCCAUAACUCCUUAGGGGGGGUAACGUUUUUAAAUGUUGAAAAAAAAAAAGUGUUGUAAGAUUUGUAUGAAUAAAUUUUUGUAAACAACACA
Silurus meridionalis is the source of this 3788-nucleotide messenger RNA. It is a transcript of the gene adcyap1b, whose product is annotated as adenylate cyclase activating polypeptide 1b. Gene Ontology annotation, cellular component: perikaryon; extracellular region; neuron projection. Lineage: Eukaryota; Metazoa; Chordata; Actinopteri; Siluriformes; Siluridae. Gene Ontology annotation, molecular function: peptide hormone receptor binding; neuropeptide hormone activity; pituitary adenylate cyclase activating polypeptide activity. Gene Ontology annotation, biological process: positive regulation of GTPase activity; neuron projection development; positive regulation of transcription by RNA polymerase II. The record is from RefSeq and is a predicted model, not a curated record.